AUGGCCACGGUUCGAUUUCUUUUAGCUGUAACUUCGGAACAAGGAUGGACGGUUUGUCAAAUGGACGUACAUAACGCUUUCUUACAUGGAGAUCUCGAUGAGGAAAGUUAUAUGAAGUUACCUCCAGGCUUUGAAAGUGAUGAUCCUUCUAACGUGAAACCAUCAAAAAGGAUGCAAAAAGGAGUAAAAGAGUCUCAAACCAAUUCCAUGCAAGUUUCCAAGUCAAGAACAUCAUUUUAUCUCCAAGUGUUAGUUCUCGCUAGCGAGCAGAACGAAGCUUCGGAAGUUUGGCCGCGUGCGGAGGAGUUCCCGACGUCCAAAAGUCACGAUCUUGAUAUGGAAAGAUAG
Molecule: messenger RNA, 348 nt
Organism: Microthlaspi erraticum
Lineage: Eukaryota; Viridiplantae; Streptophyta; Magnoliopsida; Brassicales; Brassicaceae
Source: the annotation of a GenBank genome assembly